UUUGUUUACUCGCAUGGUUAAAGGCAAACAAAUGCAUACGUUGUGGACAUUUAAAUUGUAUGUAACCAGACACCGCUAAGUACUCCGCUUUAGCAAAGAGAUGUACCCCAGCUUGGCAGUCGAGCGGAAAUAACUUCCUGGUUGUCAAAACAUGGCGUGUGUGCGGAUAGUGACAGUCGGCAUUGUGUUGUCAACAUACUUGAUACCGCUUGUAACAGGUACAUGCUCACCAGGAAAGUUUGGUGAAUCUUGCUUCUACUCCUGUCACUGUGGAGACUCGUGUAACCAAACAUCUGGAGUUUGUGGAGGCGGCUGUGAGUCCGGCUGGGUUGGAGGAAAUGGAGCUAACUGUCAAAAAGAAAAUGUUGCAUACAGAAGAACGGCCUCCUCCCCUACUCUGCUGUAUUCAGACUCAUGGUCUGCGGACAAAGCUGUAGAUGGGACCAGGGACCAGGAUGUGCACCACGGCUCCUGUUUCAACGCAGCUGACAGUACGUGGGGUUUGUGGACGGUGGACCUAGGAAAGCAGUACAGGAUACAUGAUGUCAAGAUAUAUCAGCCAUCGCAUGCACUAGCAAGAAUCCGGUCUUGUGUGCUCUACUUGAGUGACACGAGCUCCUCCACUGGCCUCCCUUGCUAUGCCUUCCCAUCCGACACCCCUGUCAGUAACGGCGGGAUCUACAGUGCAACAUGUGAUGGCAUCGGAAGAUAUUUCUCAAUAUCAAACACCACGUUCCUCAACCUCUGUGAGGUAGAAAUAUAUGUUUGCAGCCCUGGGUUGUUUGGUGAAACCUGUAAUGAAUUUUGCUACUGCGCAAAAGAGGCGUGUGACCACGUAAGUGGGUUGUGUCCUGGAGACUGUAGACCAGGGUGGCAGGGAGACAGGUGUGAUACAGAAUGUGACGCAAAUCACUAUGGAGUCAACUGUGUAAACACGUGUACUGACAGGAAGUGUUCUGAUGUCAACUCGUCAUGUGAUCGCUACAGUGGGUCAUGUGACAGGGGAUGUCUUCCUGGUUGGAGAGGUGUGGACUGUUCACAAGAAUGUAGCAACGGAACCUAUGGACAGAACUGCAGCAUGACGUGUUCAGAAAGGAAAUGUGCAGGAGAUUCGUCUUGUGACCAUGUGACCGGAACAUGUGUUUUUGGAUGCGUGUCUGGGUGGAAGGGUGAAGACUGUAAUGAGGUGUGCAGUCCAGGUUUUUUUGGUGCCGAAUGUGAAGAGAAGUGUGGACUAUGCGCCAAUAAUUCCACAUGUGAUGCUAGUUCAGGCAACUGUAGCUCUGGCUGUGUUGAAGGAUACAUGGGUCCCCAGUGUAAAGAUCAGAAUCAGAGACAUAUAGAUCGAUCAGAAGCUGUCCAGUCCGUCCCUGUCGCAGCUGUAGUAGGAGCUGCAGUGGGUGUGGUGCUGGUGGCCCUGGUGAUCAUCCUCAUUGUGCUGCUCAUCAGAAGACGACAGAGAGGAAAGAGGUCGUCUGACGAAUCAGCCCUAAAAGAAACGCCACAUGUUCCUGCAAAUAAGAAAAACCUUCGAGAUGAAGGAAAUACAUACAUGAAUGUUGGAUUUGAUGAUGAAGUGAAGCCAACCUUGUUAUCCAAGAAGACGCCGACCACUCCUGCACAUGUAGCUUCAGUGUCUCCGCCACCAGUUGGUCAUCAGGGAGAGAUACGUAAAAUCCAAAGUGGGAACAAACGCGACAAUGUACUUGUUGAUCGUCCACGCGACAGUCAAGGUCAGCCCGACAUGGAGGAUGAAGAAGAAUAUGAUGCCCAUGCUCAGAUCGCACCGCAGGAUGCACCAGGUCAUGCUGACAUUAAUUACUACAAUCUGGGUGAUGCCAGACCAUGUCAUGCUAUCCCCGUGUCCUCAUUUGCCACGCGAGUGCAAAAGAUGGAAGAUCACCCUGAAGAAGAGUUCAAGCAUCUACCCGAUGGUUUCAUGCAUUCCUACGAGGAAUCUCAAAAGUCGAAGAACAAAGGGAAGAACGGGUUCAGAGGAUAUUACCCGUAUGACUACAAUCGGGUGAUAUUGCAUGACGCUAAUGAUGAUGAUAGAGGAGACUAUGUCAACGCAAGCUACUUGGAUGGUUACAAGUCAGAGAAGCGUUACAUAGCAGCACAAGGCCCAUACAAACCGGAUGUCCUAGUUGACUUCUGGAAGAUGAUCUGGCAGGAGGGAUGCAACACUGUUGUCAUGGUAACAGGACUCGUGGAAGCAUGCAAGAUGAAGUGUCUACAAUACUGGCCAGAGAAGGAUGGCGUGACAUUUGGUGACAUCAAAGUAACUCUGGCAGCUCGAACACAACUAGCAAACUACACUAUCACCAAGCUGGCUGUUCAGAAUGAGAAGGAAGGCAAGAAACGGGAUGUCAACCACCUCCACUUCACCAGCUGGCCAGACCAUGGUGUACCGGACAUUGCUGCCCUGCUGGACUUCAUGUGGAGGGUCAGGGUCAUAUCUGGACAACAAACUCAGCCGAUCAUAGUCCACUGCAGUGCUGGUAUAGGGAGGACAGGGACCUACAUCACCAUCGACAGCCUCGUAGAGCAGGCACAGGCAGAGGGCGUUGUGGACGUCGUCAGCUUCGUCUCCAACAUGAGAGGGCAGAGGAAGAACAUGAUACAGACAAAGGAGCAGUACCUGUUCAUCUACCAGGCGUUGGCAAGGGAUGUGUCAGAAGGGGACACAACUCUUGAUGCCGCCAGCAUUAGACACCUUGACCUUGGUCAGGUGUUAGAUGUUAAUAUGGGCAACAGGACAGUACAACAACAUCUUCAGAUUUUAAAACGCAGCGGUGGAGGGCAUCCCAAGGGAGCAAAGAUCACAAGCGUGCCUUCGUACGCAUCUCUAAAUGGCUUCUUCAUUGUGUCGUCACCUCCGGAUAAAGAGGAGAUGUGGAACCAGGUUUACAACAGUGACUCGCACACUUUGAUAACCUAUGCUGCAGAUGUUCUGGAUUAUCUCCCGUCAGUAGAUGCUUCUGUUGCCACCUCCAGGUUUGAAGUGAGCAUGUCCAAGUCUACAGCGCUGUCCGAUGAUAUCCUUCUAAACACAAUGGAGCUGAAACUAAAGGAUAACGAUGACACUACUGUCAUUCAACAUUACCACAUCACGGGAAGUGCAAGGAACCCCAGUUUCAACUUUCUGACUGACAACUUCCUCACGUGGACAAAGGAUCCCAAACGAGGAUUGUGCACCGUUGUCACAGAGUCUGUGGAGGAGUUUCGUUUCCUUGUGCUUCUGCUAAACAUCGCAAGCAGACUGCAAGACGAUGGUAGAGUGGACGUCAUUAACAACAUGCGACAUCUCUACACACGUCUUGGAGGUCCGCCAUUCACAGAGAGUGACGUGAGACUCUGUCUGGAGUUCACUCGACAGAGGACUGAGACACAUGGUGUAUAUGCCAACUUCUGAAGCCAUAUGAAGAUUAAAGCACCACAAGCUCUAUACGUGGACUCAUAUCCAACAUGUGCUCAGAUCUGAGUUAUUGCUCAGUGAACAAUAAUAUGCGCCAAAGUCAGAUGUAUGAUACAGGAAAGAUGUUCACAUAACUUGGACAAUAUACCAGCUACGUAUUUCAUUAAUAUGUGUCUUAAUCCAAAGAUGAUACUUAUUACAUAUUCACAGAUGUACAGAAACAUUGAUUAAUAUUGGCCUUGCUGCAAAAUGGAUUGAAUGUUGUUAGUUUUAAAUUGAUAACUUUAGAUAUUUGCAAUUGUAUUAACCGGAAACAUCACCUCACUGAAGCUCUAAGCGCCUGUAUAUAGCCUGGCCUUAAUCACAUGAAGAUUCAUGCUUUAAGAAACUAACAUGUAGUAACAUUCUUCAAGUGAGUGCCGACAAAAAUGUAUUUACUUUUUUU
Messenger RNA from Haliotis rubra (blacklip abalone), 3863 nucleotides. RefSeq lists its product as uncharacterized. Gene Ontology annotation, molecular function: protein tyrosine phosphatase activity. Bases 152 to 3415 code for a protein of 1087 amino acids. Gene Ontology annotation, biological process: protein dephosphorylation. The transcript has 26 exons. Lineage: Eukaryota; Metazoa; Mollusca; Gastropoda; Lepetellida; Haliotidae. The record is from RefSeq and is a predicted model, not a curated record.